Cyprinodon variegatus (sheepshead minnow) is the source of this 1736-nucleotide messenger RNA. Its product is annotated as alpha-N-acetylneuraminide alpha-2,8-sialyltransferase-like. The transcript is spliced from 9 exons. Gene Ontology annotation, biological process: oligosaccharide metabolic process; N-glycan processing. The record is from RefSeq and is a predicted model, not a curated record. Lineage: Eukaryota; Metazoa; Chordata; Actinopteri; Cyprinodontiformes; Cyprinodontidae. Bases 1 to 1113 code for a protein of 370 amino acids. Gene Ontology annotation, molecular function: alpha-N-acetylneuraminate alpha-2,8-sialyltransferase activity.
AUGGUCGUCCAGUGUGACUGGAAUCUUCUUAACGGACAGCUUCCGUCAUUCCUUGUACAGAACAAAACCACAAAUGUGUAUAAGUGGGGCAGGUUUAAAAGUAACAAACUAUUGAAGGUUUGCUCUCCAGCAUGGAAAGAAAGAAUUCAAAAUAUCUACAAUAAGAAACCUGAGCCACGGCCUCCUAAGUCCUCUAAUUCUUGCAAAGACUGCAGGAAGACAAUAGAUGAAAUUCUGAAGAAUUACUCUAAACCCUGGGUUAAAAAUGAAAGCAGGCACGAGGCAAUCAGGACUCAGCUUAGCCUCAAGUGCAAUGGUUUUGAGAAUGCCAUCAUGACCCAGAAAAACACUCCACUGGGAGCAACAGUUGUCUAUGAUUCCCAGAAGACGAAAUCAGUUACAGUGAACUCAGAGCAUUUUAAUAGAUUUGCCAAAACACAUCCGGCCUUAAAUAAAAGACGGCAUACAUGUGCUGUCGUUGGGAAUGGAGGGAUCUUGACAAACAGCAGCUGUGGAAAAAUGAUUGAUUCAGCUCAGUUUGUGAUCAGGUGUAACUUAGCACCUUUGUUAAAUGGAUACGAGAAACAUGUCGGUGUUAAAACGGAUAUUGUGACGGCAAACCCCAGUAUCAUUUCCCAUUGGCAUGACUCUCUUUUAAGAAGUCGGCGUGUCUUUGUUGAGAGACUGUGCCAGUAUGGCAACUCCAAGUUGUUCCUUCCUGCAUUCUCCUUUGUUGGUCACACAGAAUUGUGUAUGCGGGCCUUCUAUACCAUUGAGGACUUUGAAUUGCCCAUCCAGCCUGUUUUCUUUAAUCCAAACUACAUUGAUAGUCUAAAUGUGUUUUGGAAAUCUUUUAAAUUGAAGGAACAACGUAUCACCACUGGUCUCAUUAUGACAAGUCUGGCACUGGAGCUAUGUGACAGUGUUCAUCUGUAUGGAUUCUGGCCCUAUAGUGUUCAUCCCCACAGCUUCCAAGAUCUGACUGCGCACUAUUAUGACGAUUUGAAACCUACAAAUAGGCACCUUAUUCCAGAAGAGUUUAAUCUUUUAUUGCAGUUGCACAGCCAAGGUGUACUAAAACUUCACCUUGGGGAGUGCAAGCCCAACAAAUAAAUUACCUGGACAACUGCGGUCUGGAAAAGACUUUAAUUCAAGAAUACAUUAUAUUAUUAGGGUUUCAGCUCUACGCUUCUCAUUACACCAUGUUCAUGUUUCUUAACCACAAUUACUAUUUCACCAGAAUCAGAACUACUUUAUAAUCCCUUGCAGGAAAUUCUCUACGAUAUCACCGGGAGCUGAACAGCAAAAACUUGAACUAUCCUCAUGAUAAAGUGAAGUUUUAGUUGAAUAAAUACCAUAAGAUAAAGGUUUAAAAACACAUGAAUGUAAUAAAAGAAGUAAAAUGUUUACAACACAAUUUUACCCAUGUGUAUUUAUAACCAAAAGUUAUUAUUUUAUGCACAUAAUUUUUGCAUUUUGUGACCUCUCUAAGUCUGUUUUUCAUGUAUUUAUAUCAGUUUCUGGUCUAUAUACAAAAAAACGAACAGAUGUCUUCAAGUAGAAAAGAAUGAGAAAAAACAAAUGAGUCUGCAGAACAGCAGGUAAACUCUUCAAAUGGUCAUCAAGAUCUCUGGUCAAAACCAUCUCUGCCUCUUAACAUAUUUAGUUGAUUAUUGUAUACAUGUACAGUUAUGUAUGGGACAUUAUACUCAAUGCCUGCUUCCCUCUGAAAAAAA